This is a messenger RNA of Apiotrichum porosum, 657 nucleotides long. RefSeq lists its product as uncharacterized. The coding region runs from base 1 to 657 and encodes 218 amino acids. NCBI's taxonomy places the organism in Eukaryota, Fungi, Basidiomycota, Tremellomycetes, Trichosporonales, Trichosporonaceae. The record is from RefSeq and is a predicted model, not a curated record. The transcript is spliced from 2 exons.
AUGACCUCUAAGAUCCUCAUCGUCUUCGUCAUGGCAACACUCGCCACUUCGGUUCCCGUGUCCACUCCGGCGACCUCCGACACACCCACGACCCUCGCCUCAAACUUCUGGGAGCGGUUGACUGCCACUCCCACGGCCAAAGUAACAGCCACACCGAUCAAGAACAAGGCCAUGGCACCCGCCGCAACGGUAAUCGUGACGUUCAUCAGGAUCCUGCCCUACCUCCUGGGCAUCGGCAUUCCGGUGCUUAUCUGCGCCUACAUCGUGUGGUACAUCUACGCGUGCUUUGAGGGCAUCCGCAAACUGAACGGCGACGCGCGCGAGGCCCGUCUGGCCCGGUAUCGGCGGUACUGGCCCACGGAGAAAUGGUAUCCGUUCAACCUCGGCCCGCAGACGGUGUGGGUGGCGGCCCACGAGCAGCCUUCUGGAGCCGUCAUCGAGCCCAACCUCGCGGCCGUACCGUGCGCACCGGCCGCGGCACGCAUCGUUCACCACCCGCACACAUACACGUACACGUACACGCCGCCCAGCCUCUCGACGUUCUCGGAAUCGCCACCGCCAUACGUGUCCCAGACCGUCACCACCCCCGCGGCGGCGGCCCCGCGCCACCCGCCAUGCCCGUUUGCCGACCGCAAUGCGUGUCCUGCCUGUCGCUAA